AUGAGUUCCAUUCGGGUCAUUCCUUUGGGCGCUGGGCAAGAUGUUGGUAGAAGUUGCAUUCUUGUCACUUUGGGUGGCAAAAAUAUUAUGUUCGAUUGCGGAAUGCACAUGGGCUAUAACGACGAUAGAAAAUUUCCUGACUUCACUUACAUUACCGACAAAGGGGGUCUCAAUGAUUACCUGGAUUGUGUGAUUAUUAGUCAUUUCCAUCUCGAUCACUGUGGAGCUCUUCCCUAUAUGACCGAAGUAAUAGGCUACGAUGGUCCAAUCUAUAUGACUCAUCCUACCAAGGCAAUUUGCCCAAUACUUUUGGAAGAUUAUCGUAAAAUCAAUGUUGAGAGAAGAGGAGAUCAAAACUUUUUCACUUCUGAUAUGAUAUAUCGGUGUAUGACGAAAGUUAGGUGUGUGUAUAUACAUCAAACAGUCAAAGUAGAUGAUGAUCUCGAAAUACAGGCAUUUUAUGCUGGUCACGUUCUGGGAGCAGCAAUGUUUCUUGUACGUGUAGGAACAAAUUCUGUCCUGUAUACCGGCGAUUACAACAUGACACCUGAUAGACAUCUUGGUGCAGCUUGGGUUUCUCGUUGCCGUCCAGAUCUUCUCAUUACGGAAAGCACUUACGCAACCACGAUACGAGAUUCAAAACGUACAAGAGAACGGGAAUUUUUGGAAAAGAUUCAUGCUCGCGUUGAGGCUGGGGGUAAAGUAUUAAUCCCUGUCUUUGCCUUAGGUCGAGCUCAAGAACUUUGUAUAUUGCUUGAAACAUAUUGGGAAAGAAUGAAUAUUUCCGUCCCAAUAUACUUCUCCAUGGGAAUGGCGGAAAAAGCUAAUGAGUAUUACAAGUUAUUUAUCUCGUGGACAAAUCAAAAAAUCAAGGAGACAUUUGUAAAACGAAAUAUGUUUGACUUUAAACAUAUAAAGCCUCUUGGGCAAGGAACAGUCGAUAAUCCAGGACCAAUGGUAGUCUUUGCCACACCAGGUAUGCUUCACGCUGGACAAUCCUUGCAUAUAUUUCGUAAAUGGGCUUCAGAUGAAAGAAAUAUGGUUGUAAUUCCAGGAUAUUGUGUUGCUGGAACUGUGGGUUAUAAGAUUUUAAAUGGAGUCAGGCGUCUUGAAUUCGAUAAACAAGUUUUAGAAGUCAAAAUGUCAGUUGAAUACUUAUCGUUCUCAGCUCAUGCAGAUGCUCGUGGUAUUAUGCAGUUGAUAUCUCAUUGUCAGCCCAAACAUGUGAUGCUGGUACAUGGAGAAGCAAUUAAGAUGGAUUUUUUAAAAUCAAAAAUUGAACAAGAGUUUGGAUUACCCUGUUCGAAACCUGCUAAUGGAGAGAUUGUACAUGUAGAAACGGAACAACAAUUCAUUGUAGAAGCUUCAAGAGAAUUUCUUAAUCAUUCGUAUUGUAUGUAUUUUUGUAGUAAAAUUUUACAUCAUUUAAGAUAACCACUAAGACAUGAGAAGUUUACUAACUAGUUAUCUCUCUUUGCCUAUCUGCCAAGUAGUAACUAAGUGCAUAUUUAUGUAAGUGAAAUAAUGUAUUUUAUGUACAAUAGUUCAUCUUUUACCUAAUAUCUCUAGAUCUAGUUUACUUAAUUUCUAAUAUUAUACAGCUAAAUGUUUUGUAGAUUUUAAUAGGGAUGAUUAAUUUACGAAAAUUAUCCGUCUGCAUACAUAUUUUAGAAAGAAUUGGUUCGCUUAACAGACUUCACCUAAACAGUUGAACUGCCUCUUCUCUAAAAAUAUAACUAAAAUUUUAUCACUUAUAAAGUGUCAAGCUUUAAAUAAAACAAUCUACAGCGAAUUGCCGUAGUACUUCUCACUUUUUUUGCUGUUUCCAUUAGAUCCAUAUAAGACUGAUAUUACAAUCAGCUUUUAGGUUCGUUCACCCUAAAACAAUAAAUCCCAGCUGUAUUCGUAUUUCUAGUAUCCGUUAUCAUCACGCAAACUGUUGCAUUAAAAUAUUAUUUUCCAUGAUUGAGAAUAAUAUUAGGAUCCUUAAUUUUUUAGAUUCGGAUGAUCCAAAUGAGCCAC
Schistosoma mattheei is the source of this 2022-nucleotide messenger RNA. The record is from the annotation of a GenBank genome assembly. Lineage: Eukaryota; Metazoa; Platyhelminthes; Trematoda; Strigeidida; Schistosomatidae.